ACACAAUACAACUAUUUUUACGGGGGUUUUGUGGCGCCAGCGGCACAGAGGCCAAGCCUAGUUGCAACUGGAGAUAAAUGAAGUUUUGAGGUAGUCGUAAAUAUGGCUACAUUGGUUAAACCACAGAAAGAGAGAACGAAAAAGACAAAGCCCUUGCAACGAGUUUGUAAUGACGAAGAGCAAGAAGAAGACUGUGAUGAGUUAUCAACAAGUAGCGCAUUGGCCCACGCGGCCGAACAAAGACAAACUGAAAAUGUGGCGAUGCUGGAAGAGUGUCCGUCCGCCUUGGUCAAUAGCAAUACCGAACAAUCAAAAAGUCACGAGCACUGCACACCAAGCGAUGCAAAAGCUGAUAUAUCUUCUGAAAAUGAAUCGACACCCACAGCACCGCCUGCGCCUUGCGAAUGCAACGCUCCAGUUCUGACUGUUAGCAAACUGGUCCAGUACCCGGAUAUACAGGAAAUGAAGCAAAGCAAUGCCAUUUUAGAGGAGCAAAAAGCGGAGAUUUUUCAUCGGCAGCAACGCCAGCACCAUUCGUCAAGCUUUGCUAUUGCACACAGCCAACUAAAACCUUUGACGACCGAGGAACUCAAGCAGUAUUACGAUUGUGCAGACCUCGAACUGGUAAAACAAUUCGAAUUAGAGUUCCUCAUGAACACACUGCUCGAGUCGAGUGAAACGGAUCCCCUCUACGCAGCUUUGCUGGAAUACUACAACCUACAGACCAAACUUACAUCUAAUAUGCAUGACGUACAAAAAUACCGCAAGGAAUGUCUCGAUACACAGCAGGUAAUGUGGACACGGGAGCCAGUCACGCGCACUUUUAGCGCCACUUGCGGCGAUGGUAACGUGGUACGGGAAAGCAUAACUUACGAUCGCAUAAAGGUGGACAAUAUAAAGCUUGAGGAAGCAACGGCUGCGUUGACCAAGCUUUACGAUUUAGUUUGUCACACGUACACCACAAAUCUUAUAUCAGCGAAAAUCACCAAAGUUAAAAUCGAUCAACUGAUAAACGAUAUUUUGGCCUUUCCCCAUGUCGACGCCCACGCUGACAUUACAUUGCACGCUCAACUGGAUGACGAGACGCUGAAGUGCGUAUCUCAAUUGCGUCGCGCAAUAUCUAUAGUUUUUGGUUUCACUCGAAAGCCGAGCCCUAAUUCGCAAUUCGAUGCGGACAUCAAGCUUUGGCUGCGCAAGCUGGUCUCACUGCAGCUGUUGUUGGCCACUAAGGAGGAUCACUGGUUUCUGCUCUUCAACAUUCUGCGUUGUCCUAGUGGCGUGGGCGCUUGGUCGUCCGAAUUUCUUCAGCUGCCAGGCAUGGGAGCAGCAUCUUCAACGGCAACGCAGUCCAACGAACUGCCACUAGCACCUACUGCGCCAGAGCUAAGUCACUGUAUAGCUGUGUUGCAAAUUCUUUUAUUGCCCAUUAAGAAGAGAAAUGAGUUUCUGAAAAGUUGCUCGCAGGUACAUCAAGAAAGAACAGGAGCCGAGGAGCGCUGGAUACUGGUCGAUUCUGAUGGCGAAGAUACACACACACCGACAGGCGAAUGCGUGGGUCUAAAGGAAAGCGAUCUAAUUGCGUUGCUCAAUCAAAUACCCUUUGAGAAAAUCUUCACGUCAGCCAUGGGCAUUGAGAAAUUUCUCGACGAUUUUAUUAUCGAACCAGACAAGAUAACGGGACAGCGAUUGCUCACAGUUGUUGCGUUCUUUGCACAAAUAAACCAGAUAUUAGGCGAUGGCCUGUUAACCUACAAUAACGAACGCUAUAAGCAGUUGGCUAAACGUCUGGGUCGCCUGGUUCGGCAUACGCUGCAGUACGUUUUCGACUACCACGAGUUGUUCAUGCACAACAGCGUGGGAAAGUCGCCUGAUUUAUGCGAACGUAUUGAUGUCGAAUUGAAUGCUCUACUCAUACGUGCCUGCAGCUAUAUCUAUCGUACUCGCAAUUUGGCGACCUGGCAAUACUUCUCCACGCUGCCUUAUAGCGUCCUGGACACUGAAGCUAUUUGGCAUUUAUUCUAUUAUCUGAAUGUGGGCUUUCCAAAUGACCUGACCACAGAAUUGGUGGUGGAUCCUGCAGAGGCCUUUCACGCGGAUGAGUUUUGGACAAAAUUUAAUGUGGCCAAUGCCGAUGUGGCGCCCGAAGAUAUGUACUAUCUACUGCAAGCUUUCUUCGAAAUGGCCAAUAAGAGGGAUAUAUCCAAGGACUGGGAGCUCAUUAAGUGUAUUUGCCUGCACAUAUUCAAUAUUGGCUUUAUCAACACUUCAACGCGCGAUGUUUGCUAUAAGACUGCGCGCGAUAUGUUAGUCAAUAUAACGUUGGCCUAUGAAGAUCUUAUGGCCUGCCUGCUGCUGCAGCUGAAAAUUCGAUUCAUGGACAUCGAGAAGGCGCCUUACUUGUUCAGAUCGCUGCCACUGGAAAACUGGAAGCCUGGCAUGGAAGACUUUGAAGUGCUUUCUAACUGGCUGCUCCAUUUCUCGUAUACGUCGCCUGAGAAUAUGCUGGCACGUCUAGUCAUCAGCCACCUCAACUGGGGAUUCGAUGACGAUGGGCGCCUCUUUCUGCCCCAUAACAUACAUGUGCGUAUGGCCUGCCUUAUAAGCGAAGCUCAGAUGAAGCACGCUCCUGAAGUGCUUGGCCAGUCGGGCAUAUCAGAGAGUGUGCGUCAAGUCUCGUCGCUAUUGGAUUUUACGCAGUCCACUAGAGAACAGUUUACCGAUUGGUGCUGGAGUAUGAUUUCCAUAUUGCGGUUGCAUCUGACGGACCAGAGCGUUGAGUCAGUAAAGCGAACACUUCAAAACCCGACAGAACCUCUGCUCUACGUCCCGGAACUCGAUCGUAUCGACUGGAUCUUCCAGGCCGUCAACGAAAAGCGCCCAUUGGCAUUAUUUGUGGCUGUGCUGGUUAGCCUUCACGGACAUUCCAUACCCUUGAUAUGCCAGAAGGGAUUUGAUUUACUGCAGCAGCUGCUAACAGAUCAUCGACACGCAGCUGUCAUUCGUUGUAUAGAACUUAUAGUGCCGCUGUUUCUCGAAACACCUGAAACUUUGGCCAACUGCGAAGGUUUUCAAAAACUUCUACAAACACUGCUCAAUGCAGACAAGACCUAUCUAAAAGUAGCGAAAGACAUGGUCUAUGUGAAUUCGGUGGGACCCGUUUUGGAGUUGUUUGACAACAUGUUGCACCAUCAAAUUACGUCCUACACUAGCUAUGGACUUUACUCGCCAUUGAACAUUAUAAACGUGUGGCUCAACUGCUUUACUGCACUGCCUGGUUGGUCAGUAAACACCUACCUUCUCUAUUUGCUGGACAAGAUGCUGCGCAUUGCCUAUCAAUUUACCUACUGUCGCGUACAGGCCGUAGAAUUCUUCUACAACCAUUUUAAGGAUUGUGAGGAUUGGAAAGUAGUACCCAAGCCCUCUGCCCUUAAAGCGUUUUUCGGGACUCAGUCCGCCGCCCGCAUUCCCACGCUUUCUCCACAGCAUUGUUGGCUCAACUUGGUGCUACUCGAGAUUGAGUUUCGGCUACACGAUAUGCGGUAUUGGCCGGAACUACUGCGCCAGCUGGCCACUAGCGAGCCAUCAAGCAGUCAAAUGGACGUAGCACUCAGAAAAACAUUAGCGCUAACUAAAACGGCUUCCUUCCCCCCUCACAUGUUGGUGCUGUAUAAGUAUGCCAAUCUUAUAGCCGGAAUGGAUGUGACGCAUGCCCUCUUUCCUAUCAUCAAUCAGAAGUUUUUCGAACUUUUUUUGUGGCGCGUUCCUAUUGAUAGCGAAGCGCACAGCUUCAUUCACAAUUUUGGGGUGUCGGAUAAAUUCUACGACCACAAUAUAUCGCUGAUGAAGCGCAUAAAAACACAGCUUAAAGCUGCCGAGAACCACUAUACUAGCGAGGCAGCAAAGCGUGCACAGGACGAUGCAGCUGGUUAUUUUUAUCGCAGUUGUGCCAAGCUGAUGAGAAACUUCACACUCUGGCUUGAGGACACAAAUAUAAACAAAUAUUCUAGAGAUACAGAACAAUUACCAACGCAGUUUAACAGUGAAAAGCUGCGCGAAUUGCUCAAUGGCAAUGCUAGCCACUGGACAGAAUUCUUAAACCCGAGUACUAUUCGUAAGGAACAGUGCCAGCAGGCGGACAACUGGACGCGCAAAUGUUUCCGAAUGCACGCGCAAAAACAGCUUCGUAGUCCUCUGCAGCCAAAGGCACGAGGUACGACCAUAGAGCGAAUCAAGAGUCACCUUAGUUCGUACGAUAAACGACAACCACCUCCUGCGUACUUCCGCCCAGACCUGUUCAAGCAGCGACCUAUUAAUAAAAAAACAUUGAAGGAGCUACAACGCCGAAUUCAAACGCUAAACAGUACCGCCAACAAAUUCCAUUACAAUAGCUCAGAACUCGACUGUCUGAACCGAAACUACUUGGACCGUGUGCCGGCUCUCUACCAGAUGGUGCCUUACAACGAGACCCGCAACAAGGAGUGCGACUCCCUUCUUUUCAAUCGCAAGUGCACGCGACCGGCGCAGAUUACACUAGUGCCUGAACACAUUCGUCGCAAUGAUCAGAUCUCACGGAAUAUGGAUGUCAACAGAGAGCGGCAUGAUAAAAUUAUCGAGGAGAUGUUGCAGCUUAAUGUGGACGGAUUUGCACAGGCCAUCGAGGAGCUAGGUGGAUGCAUUAGCUUGCUUCUACAGGCAGAGCAGAACAAGCUGGUCACAGAAAUCGGCACCGACUUUUUCUAUCACGUAGUGGAUAAUAUGACAGAUAUCACAAUGAAGUUUCAGCCCACUAACGAUUUAUACUGCCGUGUAUUGGAAGAGCUGGGGGUUUUCAUACAAUCAAAUCAGGAGACACAAGGCUUAAAUAUCCUUCAGUUGGCACUGCGACGCGGGGAUCUCAUUAAAGUGUUCUCCGGAGUCUUCGUGCCCUGCCAAACCAGCCCUAAAUAUUUUCUGCAGAUGUAUCAGUUUCUUAUCGACUCGCAUCUUAAGCGCAGCGACCCCAAAAUCCUUUUUGUUCUGCUAUCGAAAUUCGAUUUGCUUACCUGGCUAGAGACAUUCCAACCAAAGCUAACUGAGAUAAACCAGCUACUUCUGCUGGUGCUGCAGGGCCUUGAGUCGUGGUCUCAGCCGGACAGUAGCCUGCUGCAGGAUCAGUUUCGUCGCCAAUUGGUACAUAUCUUUGGGUAUGACUUUCCGCAACACUAUGGCGAAGUCAUGCAGUUAGUGUUGGAUAGGAUCUCAGACCAAAAGUUGAUGUCGGUUGUGUUGCUAGAUUUGUUAAACGCGUUGCUAGACCGCGGUAACUGCGGAUCCUCCCUGACUUUGGACAGUAACGAGCUCCAGCUCAAUAAUACAGCAAUGGACUUUUCACGCCGGCAAAAGUUGUUCAACCUGAAAGCCGGCACGGACACAUGCUCGCUCUUAGCUCGCCACUUCCAAAAGGAGAGACUUCAUCACGGCCUGCACGGGCUGUAUCCUAAGCACAAGGACUAUUGUCCAGCGCUUGCUAUGUGGUUCACCUGCUUCUGUCAUGUGGUGUUAACCGCGUCUAUUUGUGUAUACCAGGAAUUGUUGGCCGAUCAGAUCAGCGACAUUGUUUUUGGAGCAAUCAUAGAAAUGUUUGCGCCGUGGCUCAUCAUCUAUACUGAUCAGACGACACAGCAGGUCUCCGCGGCAAAUUGGAUCCGACAAUUGUCGGCCCAGGGUAAAAUGCUUUUGCCCUGGAGCGAGGCGCACGUUACAACGUGCAAGAUAAUUAUAAGAUCAUUCAUCUCCAUCGUGCAGUACGUGCUGGAGUAUUUGCCAUCGUCUCCAAAAAUUUUGGAGCACGUGUUUGCCUGGUAUGUGCAUCACUUUGCGCUGCCAAACGUGGCUGGCUAUGUGUUGGCGCCGAUUCACGAUGGACUGUCUCAGCUACCGUGGGAGCGAUUCACACCCAAGGUCAUGCAUAUCGACCAGCUGUAUGACAGCGUGCAAAAAUACGUUCCCGAGUCGCAUGCUAUGCUGGGCCAUAUCUUUAUACGGAUCGACUGGAACGGCUGGUUUUCAGAGAUGCCGAUAACAACGCCUACAGCAACAGUAUCACGAUUAUUUGUGAUUUUCGUAAAGCUCGCUUUUGAACCGAACAUACACAUACAUCCCAAUACAAGCAAAAUCCUAGAGGACGCCAUUAAUUAUCCUUGGAAUUUGGUGGAAUUCAAUGAAUUGGAGCAGCUGAUGAAGUGGUUCGUGGCCACUGUGGAGCCGGCCAUCGUGCUCAAAUUGCCGUCGGAGAGCAAUUACGCUGAUCGUGCUGUUCUGGAUCUGCUACGUCUUGGCUGCGCCAUGAUGCCGGAACGUGGUGCACCGAAAUCCAUCAGUCAAGCAACUACGAAGCGCAUGCUCUAUACGAGAUCUUACAUCUGCAUGCAACGUGCGUGUGGGGCGAAGCAUAAAAAACUGCUAGCAACAAAGGAGGGCGAGCGCGCAUUCAAUGCCGCCUUCGUGGAGCUCUUAAACAGCAUAGACCACGCUAUUUCAGCCACCAAUGAGCAGCACACGCAAGAGGAGCAGCGAAGGGAGGCUCUCAAUUUGAUGCUGGAAAUCGUAGCACCAACCCAAACACAAAGCGAGGAGAUAUCAAACAUGCACAUUGAUGCUCUGGUGCAUUGGCAGCUUCAGUGUCCACCGGCCAAUCCGGUGAUGUGCGCCGCGCUCUCAGCCAUUGGCCAUUUGAAUACUUACAUCGCUUGCAUUUACUCUUUGCUGGAGACGAGCAUCGAGUGUUACUUUCGAACCUCCUCAGAUUUAAGUCCUUGGCACGCACCCACCUGGCGUGAUUUGUUUCAGGCGUUACAUAUGUCGUUGCCCAAACUAGAUCUAAUGCCAGUCAUGCGAGGGGGCUACUUUUUCUCGCUGCACGUGUUCGUACUUUAUAAGAUGGAGGAGAUGGAAAACGUUGGCGAGAAAAUUACUUUUUUGCAGGACCUAACACAGUUGCUUGAAAAUUUAAAGACAACCCCGCAGACUGAACCCCGCCUAUCUCUGGUCUGGGGUCUGAUUAUAUCUCGCGGCUGCCAACUGCUGUCCCUUUCAGAACAUGCGAAAAAACCGCUAUGCAUGCUGGCACGUCAUUUGCAAGUAGCGUCCACUAAAUCCGAGGGCUGGAGUGAUGGCUUGCUGGGCGCCAUUGGACUGAAAACCGAGGUCAUCACAAACAGACGAAAGGUGCUGACCCGCUGCCUAGCCUGCAUUAUUUACUCCUUGUUUCCGGCGAGCAUAAACGCACGUCUGCCCUGUGAGGAAUAUGAGAGCGGCAUGCGUGAGUUAACCAUGCUGUUGGCUAAUAAAAAGUUUACUGAUGUGAAACAGUUAAUUGUGAAGGCUGUAAGUAUUCUUAAGGAGCAGCCAGUCCCCGAGAUGCGUGCGGUACCGCAUAUGGUAUGCCGCUUAAUUGACGUCUUCUAUGAACAAAGUUUUCUAGCGACAAUACCCGAGGUCUGGGAUUUUGACUUUAAGCUCAGAGCUUCUUAGGUACAUAUACAUAUAUAAUUUUUCUUAUUUUUAUAUGGUUAGUAUCUUAUGGCUUUUAAAUGGAAAUAAAGUUAGCAUGAAGCACUUUUGAAAUACAUAUCUAAA
This is a messenger RNA of Scaptodrosophila lebanonensis, 7617 nucleotides long. It is a transcript of the gene Epg5, whose product is annotated as ectopic P granules protein 5 homolog. The transcript has 16 exons. Gene Ontology annotation, cellular component: cytoplasm. NCBI's taxonomy places the organism in Eukaryota, Metazoa, Arthropoda, Insecta, Diptera, Drosophilidae. Bases 103 to 7512 code for a protein of 2469 amino acids. The record is from RefSeq and is a predicted model, not a curated record. Gene Ontology annotation, biological process: autophagosome maturation.